Oncorhynchus nerka (sockeye salmon) is the source of this 4116-nucleotide messenger RNA. RefSeq names its product TLE family member 3, transcriptional corepressor a (gene tle3a). Gene Ontology annotation, biological process: negative regulation of canonical Wnt signaling pathway; regulation of DNA-templated transcription. Gene Ontology annotation, molecular function: protein binding; transcription corepressor activity. The coding region runs from base 290 to 2551 and encodes 753 amino acids. The transcript is spliced from 20 exons. Gene Ontology annotation, cellular component: nucleus; transcription regulator complex. NCBI's taxonomy places the organism in Eukaryota, Metazoa, Chordata, Actinopteri, Salmoniformes, Salmonidae. The record is from RefSeq and is a predicted model, not a curated record.
ACCUCCUCCUCCUCCACCUCCUCCCCAUUCUCCACCACCUCCUCCUCCACCACCUCCUCCACCUCCACUACCUCCCCCUCCUCCACCACCUCCUCCUCCACCACCCUCCACCUCCUCCACCACCUCCUCCUCCUCCACCUCCUCCACCACCCCUCCACCACCUCCACCACCACCUCCACCACAGUUGUUGUGAGAGGAGCAGAGACCAGCCAGACUCUGACCGUCUCAUCACCAGACGACCCGAAGCUGUCGCUUCUCCCAUCCAAAUAAACAAAGGGUCCAUUUGAAGAUGUAUCCUCAGGGCCGACAUCCCGCACCUGGACAUGGUCAGCCGAGUCAGCCUGGGUUCAAGUUCACUGUAGCAGAGUCCUGCGACAGGAUCAAGGACGAGUUUCAGUUCCUGCAGGCCCAGUAUCACAGUCUUAAGGUGGAGUACGACAAGCUGUCCAAUGAGAAGACAGAGAUGCAACGUCACUAUGUCAUGUAUUACGAGAUGUCCUAUGGGCUCAACAUAGAGAUGCAGAAACAGACCGAGAUCGCCAAGCGGCUCAACGCGAUUCUGGCUCAAAUUAUGCCUUUCCUGUCACAAGAGCACCAACAGCAGGUAGCCCAGGCAGUAGACCGAGCUAAACAGGUCACCAUGACUGAGCUCAAUGCCACCAUCGGGGUACGUGGGCUUCCCAAUCUGGCCCUCACCCAGCAACAGCUCCAGGCUCAGCACCUGUCCCAUGCAGCCCACGGUGGUCCUCCCCUCCUGGCCGCCCACCCCUCCGGGCUCCAGCCUCCUGGGAUAAUCCCAGGGUCUGGGCUGCUGGCCCUGGGAGCUCUGGGGAGCCAGGCUAACCUCCCUGUUAAGGAUGAGAAGAAUCAUCACGAUGUGGAACACAGAGAAGCUACUUCUAAUAACGUUUCCCCGACCGACAGCCUGAGAACAGCCAGUGAGAAACACAGCUCCUCCGACUACAGUCUGGACUCUAAGAAACGCAAAGUGGACGAGAAGGACAGUAUGAGCAGAUACGACAGUGAUGGAGAAAAGAGUGAUGACCUGGUCGUAGAUGUGUCCAAUGAGGACCCCGCUACCCCUCGGCCUAGCCCCGCUCACUCGCCCGAGGGGAACGGCAUCGGUAAGCCCCGCCCCCAGAAGGACACGCCCACCAGCCCCGCCUCUGUAGCGUCGUCCAGUAGCACGCCCUCCUCCAAGAACAAGGAAAACCAUAAUGACAAGUCAUCAAUUCCAGGCCUGAAGUCGACCACCCCCACCCCUCGUAGCGAUGCCCCCACCCCAGGCACCUCCACCACUCCUGGGCUGCGGCCCAUCCUGGGCAAACCCCCUGGCAUGGAGGCUCUGGCUCUGAGGACUCCCCUGUACCCUCCCUUCGUUAUGAUGGGUCAUCAUCCUGAGAUGAACGGAGGUCUGACCAGCCCUGGUGUCUACGCUGGACUGCACGUCUCCCCUCAGAUGAGCGCUGCCGUUGCUGCGUACGGACGAACGCCCAUGGGAUUUGAUCCUCAUCCCCACAUGAGACCGGGUCUUCCAGCCAGUCUCACGUCUAUAUCUGGAGGAAAACCAGCCUACUCCUUCCACGUGAGUGCGGACGGCCAGAUGCAGCCGGUACCGUUCCCUCCGGACGCCCUGAUAGGCCCGGGGAUUCCCCGCCACGCCCGUCAGAUCAACACGCUGAGCCACGGCGAGGUGGUGUGUGCCGUCACUAUAUCCAACCCAACCAGACACGUCUACACAGGAGGGAAGGGCUGUGUCAAGAUCUGGGACAUCAGCCAACCGGGCAGCAAGAGUCCUGUCUCUCAACUAGACUGUCUGAACAGGGAUAACUACAUCCGUUCCUGUAAGCUGCUCCCUGACGGUCGUACCCUGAUCGUAGGAGGAGAGGCCAGUACUUUAACCAUCUGGGAUCUGGCCUCCCAGACGCCUCGUAUCAAGGCUGAGCUGACGUCCUCCGCCCCGGCCUGCUACGCCCUCGCCAUCUCCCCAGACGCCAAGGUCUGUUUCUCCUGUUGCAGUGAUGGGAACAUCGCCGUCUGGGACCUGCACAACCAGACUCUCGUCAGGCAGUUCCAGGGCCAUACGGACGGGGCUAGCUGUAUAGAUAUCUCUCACGAUGGGACCAAGCUGUGGACAGGAGGUCUGGAUAACACGGUACGCUCCUGGGACCUGAGAGAGGGACGACAACUACAGCAGCACGACUUCACCUCACAGAUCUUCUCUCUAGGAUACUGUCCGACCGGGGAAUGGUUGGCUGUAGGGAUGGAGAGCAGUAACGUAGAGGUCCUUCACCACACCAAGCCUGACAAAUACCAGCUACAUCUCCACGAGAGCUGUGUCCUCUCCCUCAAGUUCGCUAACUGCGGUAAAUGGUUUGUGUCUACAGGGAAGGACAACCUGCUGAAUGCCUGGAGGACUCCAUAUGGAGCCAGUAUAUUCCAGUCGAAGGAGUCUUCGUCAGUCCUGAGCUGUGACAUCUCAGCAGACGACAAGUACAUCGUCACAGGCUCCGGGGACAAGAAGGCUACUGUCUACGAGGUCAUCUACUAGAGACAGACACAGACGGACGGACAGAUGGGAUUAUGGUGGAGUGGAGGACCUCAGAUGGGAUUAUGGUGGAGUGGAGGACCUCAAGUGGGAUUAUGGUGGAUUGGAGAACCUCAAAUGGGAUUAUGGUAGAUUGGAGAACCUCAGAUGGGAUUAUGGUGGAGUGGAGGGCCUCAAAUGGGAUUAUGGUGGAGUGGAGGACCUCAAAUGGGAUUAUGGUGGAACCUCAGAUGGGAUUAUGAUGGAUUGGAGAACCUCAAAUGGGAUUAUGGUGGAGUGGAGGACCUCAAAUGGGAUUAUGGUGGAACCUCAGAUGGGAUUAUGGUGGAGUGGAGGACCUCAGAUGGGAUUAUGGUGGAGUGGAGGACCUCAAAUGGGAUUAUGGUGGAUUGGAGAACCUCAGAUGGGAUUAUGGUGGAGUGGAGGACCUCAAAUGGGAUUAUGGUGGAUUGGAGGACCUCAGAUGGGAUUAUGGUGGAGUGGAGGACCUCAAAUGGGAUUAUGGUGGAUUGGAGAACCUCAGAUGGGAUUAUGGUGGAGUGGAGGACCUCAAAUGGGAUUAUGAUGGAUUGGAGAACCUCAGAUGGGAUUAUGGUGGAGUGGAGGACCUCAAAUGGGAUUAUGGUGGAUUGGAGAACCUCAGAUGGGAUUAUGGUGGAGUGGAGGACCUCAAAUGGGAUUAUGGUGGAGUAGAGGACCUCAGAUGGGAUUUUGGUGGAUUGGAGGACCUCAAAUAUGAUUAUGGUGGAGUAGAGGACCUCAGAUGGGAUUUUGGUGGAUUGGAGGACCUCAAAUAGGAUUAUGGUGGAGUGGAGGACCUCAUCAUGCUCAGGAACACUGGAUGACUCCUUCCUCCCUCACAGAGACAGACAUCCUGGAUGUGAUGUUGGCGUUCUGGAGUCUGCUGGCCCACAGCCCCCCCCGGCUAUCUGGGACACUUCGCUGACCUGGGUAGGAGGGCCGGGCCGGGGCUGAGUUUGGCCAAACGUGACCAGACUGGUAUUGGCUCUGCCAGCCCUCCCUCGUCAGGACUAAGGAACUACUCUCGCUGAGGGAGUUAAAGCAGCUCCAGAGGAAGUAAGAGAAGAAGAAAAAUAUUGUUUUUCAAUCACUAUUUGUUUUAUGUGUCUCGGCGACACAAAGAGGGUACAGAGGAGAGAGGUUCGAGGUUCAGUUUGACUCAGCGUGAAGAAGCAGCCUGUGUUUAAUCAAAUGUACAUAGUAGUUUAGCUGGUGUACAUGACGGCGGAAUAAAAGGCCUUUGUUUUCUGGUGUCCAGAUUCACUCUCUCUGGUUCUGCCUGUGUGAUGGUUCUCUCUGCAUGUAUCUGGGCUCCCGAGUGGCGCAGAGGUCUAAGGCACUGCAUCUCAGUGCUAGAGGAGUCAUUACAGUCCCUGGUUCGAAUCCCAGACUGCGUCACAUCCGGGCCGUGAUUGGGAGUCCCACAGGGCGGCGCACAAGUUACCCAGCAUCGUCCGAGUUUGGCCGGGGGGGUGGGGUAGGCCGUCAUUUGUAAAUAAGAGUUUGUUCUUGCCUGGUUAAAUAAAGGUUCAAUUUAAAAAAUCAAA